Molecule: messenger RNA, 1328 nt
Organism: Oncorhynchus masou masou (cherry salmon)
Lineage: Eukaryota; Metazoa; Chordata; Actinopteri; Salmoniformes; Salmonidae
Exons: 6
Coding region: 1-807 (268 amino acids)
Source: RefSeq, a predicted model, not a curated record
AUGAAGACCAAGGAGCUCUCCAAACAGGUUGUUGAGCCUUUGAGGGUUGUGGAGACUGAGGACUGUGUUGAACCUAAGGAGUGUGUGGGGACUGACGGAAGUGUGGGGACUGACCUGUGUGUGGGGACUGAGGUUUGUAUGGGGAUUGAGGUGUGUGUGGAGACUCAGGAGAGUGUGGGGCAUGAUGAGAGUGUGAGACAUGAAGAGAGUGUGGAGUAUGUGGAGAGUGUGGAGUAUAAGGAGUAUGUGGUAACUGGGCAGAGACUGACUGUGUCGCACAAGAUGGAGAGGGGAAAUCUGCUGCAACACAUGGGUCACCCUUCCAAACCAACCAUUUCAGGUAUCUCAAAACUACUUGCGUGUGUCAUUCCUAUCGCUCAGAUCACCAUAGGUGCAGUGUACCUGUAUGACUGCCCCCGGCAGCACUACAUCCCCAUUUACCUGGUGGUAAUGGGGGCCUCCGGCCUGGCCCUAGCCCUGCUCUCCUGCCUAUCAUGUGCCCAGGACUCAGAUGACAUGGCCCCCAACCUCCUGAACCACCUCUGCACCACCUGGAGCACCCUGGCCUCCCUCUUCCUCUUCUGCUGGUUCAUCAGCGGUAACGUGUGGAUCUACUCCAUCUAUCAGCCCAAUUUCAACCAGACACUGACUGAGGACCCCUACUGCAACAAGACCCUGUACCUGUUUGCCUUCUGGACCACCACUCUAGCCUACGUUGUGCUGGGCCUUCUGCUGCUGGGGGAAUGCUGUAUGCUUGUCUGUGCCUUUAUACUGGGCAAGAGGGACCCUGAUGACAACAGAUCAUGAGGGAGAGGAGGGGAGGAGAAGAGACAACAAUACAAGACAGGAGCAGAGGAAGAUGGUAUUGGAGAGGAGGAGAGGGGAGGAGAGGGUGUAUAAUGUUUACUAAACAUUAUAAUCACAAUUUCAGCAAUAUGACUGAUUAUGUUUAGUAAUAAUAGUAAUAAUAACAUAAUACAAUGUUGAAGCAGUUGUUGUUACAGAGUACCAGUGUUGUAUUGUGACUGGAUCUCAAAUUCACCAUGCAGACUGAUGAGAGAAAAAUAAACUACCUGGACAUUGUUGGAUUCGGGGUUAAACUUGGAACAUUGUUGAAUUAAACUCAGAAGUAUAGAAGUGCAGAAGUAUAGGAACAUAUUCCCUCCGCAAGGCAAUCAAACAAGCUAAGCAUCAGUACAGACACAAAGUAGAGUCUCAAUUCAACGGCUCAGACACGAGAGGUAUGUGGCAGGGUCUACAGUCAAUCACAGACAACAAAAAGAAAACCAGCCCCAUCGGGGACCCCGAUGUCUUGCUCCGAGACAAAC